GAGCCUGAGUCCAGCCGGCUCCGGAAGGCUGAGUGCUGAGCAAAUCGCUAUCUGAACAGCAUCUAAGCUAGUAAAAUUAAAGAGAUUUUUUUUUUCUGGGUGCAGCUUUUUUUUCUACUUCUAGAAGGUUUUGCAAAGGAAUGCUCUGCAGCCUUCUGCAUGCAAAAUGUGACUACAGUUUGGUAGAAUGAAAAAAUAGUGUUAUUUUUGAGGUUUCCUUGGCCUGAAGAGAGUAAAAUCGACAACGUAAUUGAAAUCAGCUGGAAAACAGCACCAAGAAAACGGUCUCCAAACAGUAGCCUCUUUUGUUUGCAGCAGUCAGCAGCCAGUGACUCCAGCAUUCCUUGCUGCAUUCCCAGUGCCCAGCGUGGCAGCCCUGAAACGGGGCACAGCCUGGUGAGGCAAACCUUCCAUGCCCCCUGACUGGUUUAGGUGUUUUUGUGCUUAGCAGAUUCUAUCAGGUCAUCGCGGCAGGUGUGUGCAGUUCCGGUCGAGAGGCUGAUAGGGAGAACUGUACCUUUAAUUAAAAGGGGAUACACAUUGCUCCAUUGCAAUCCAUCCUAUAAGCUUCAGAGUAGCAAACCUCAGUGCAGAGCCUGGGACUUGGUGCACGAGGGCAGAAUUCUGUGCAUUGCACAACCUGUCAUCUCAACUUUGUAAAGAACUCUCUUUUUUAUUUUUUUUUUGUUGUUAUUUUUGGACUUUGAAAGAGAGAAGAGUUUUUCUACCCGUCUGAACCAUGAGUGGAUGUUCAAAGAGAUGUAAGCAUGGGAUUGUCAAAUUUGCCCGGACUAUUUUUAAGCUCAUCACAGGCACUCUCAGCAAAGAUAAAAUUGAAGAUGAAUUAGAAAUGACUACAGUGUGCCAUAGACCCGAGGGACUCGAACAGCUUGAAGCACAAACCAAUUUCACGAAAAGAGAACUUCAAGUGCUUUAUAGAGGAUUUAAAAAUGAAUGUCCUAGUGGGGUUGUUAAUGAAGAAACAUUCAAACAGAUCUAUGCACAGUUUUUUCCUCAUGGAGAUGCCAGCAUGUAUGCACAUUACCUCUUCAAUGCAUUUGACACUGCACAAAAUGGCUCAGUGAAGUUUGAGGAUUUUGUGAUGGCAUUGUCUAUUCUUCUACGCGGAACUGUUCAUGAAAAGCUAAGAUGGACAUUUAAUCUGUAUGACAUAAAUAAGGAUGGCUAUAUAAACAAGGAGGAAAUGAUGGAUAUCGUAAAGGCAAUUUAUGAUAUGAUGGGAAAGUACACAUAUCCAGUGCUCAAGGAAGAUGCACCAAGGCAGCAUGUAGAAGUGUUUUUCCAGAAAAUGGAUAAAAACAAAGAUGGAGUUGUAACUUUAGAUGAGUUUAUUGAAUCGUGUCAGGAGGACGACAAUAUCAUGCGAUCGUUACAGCUCUUCGAGAAUGUCAUGUAACCACGUAACCAAGCGAUGGAGGAGUCUGAGACUUCCUGUGUAACAAAGAUCUCCUUUCUGGGUGAAAGCUUUUUACAACUGAGCCAUGUCCAGUGCGUGAGGAUUUUGUAUGACAUCUCCAACCAAAUGGCAACUGAAUGCAACCGAUCCCACCUCUUCUCCCCAGGAGAUGCCGGUGGCCCUUUGUUUCAUUUUGGAAGCAUGUGAAUAUUUUAAUAAACCCUGACAAGAGAGAACUGCUGCUCGAAGUUCAAUGAGUAAUAUAGAGCAUUGUUUGCUAGGCACAAGUCCUGCUUUUAAUCUAGCAAGCUUAAUUACCUAUGAUAGCACAUGUCAAUAACUAUUCAGCCAUCUAUUGCCAGUGACAGCUCAGUCUAUGCUACCAUAUGGCACAAUAUUUGAUGAAUGCCUUGUCGUUUAUCUGCUUCGACAAAAGUCACAUCUACCAGGGCAGUCUGUGAAAAAUGAACAGUCAAUGUACCUGGGACAUUGAGCAGACAGGCUAUGUAACCAGUAUCCCCAUUUCUGCAGAGAUCCCACUUCUCACAUGCGCUGGUGCCACCAUGCUGAGUUUGGUGGAGUUCUUCCUGAACACACAAACCAGGGGAUCUUCAUGGCAGGGUGAGCCAGAAAGGAGCAAAACAUGUUGCACAUAUAAAAAACAAACUACAGAACAAGUCCUGUUCAAUGAUGGUAAGUUCCUGAAAGACCAGGCAGGUUUAUAAGGGCUGGUACAGAAAGAUCAUUACCUGCUCUGGUCCCAGCCACCUGUUGCAGUCUCAGCAUGUGGUGGGACACCAGGUGAUUCCCCACUGUGCAUCUCAGAAGCAGUGUGGGCAUGUGCUGUGGUCCUUUUGCUGUAGUUUGGCACACACUUCCUAAGUUCAUAAUUUGAAUGUUUAUAUUUUUCCAUUGGACAUGACAGUAAGUUCUUGCCCCCUUUAUGGACUUAUUUACUUAGUGAAGAACAGGGCCCAGAAGAUGCAGCUGUGUUUCCACAUACAGACCUUGGCACCCACAAAUUGCCCUGUACAUGUGAUUGGGAGCUACUGAGUUGUUGUUAGCCUCAGAAUCACAUGCCAAGCCCACAUUUUUGUCCUACAAGGCAGUAGCAUACCUUGUACAAGCCCCGUUUCCUUGCUAAUGCCAAGUAGAGUAUUGGUUUGGGGGGUUGGUUUUUUGAUUGCUAAAACAGAAAAAAGUAAUGAAUUUACACCAAGGUUGGAUUUUGCCCAGUAGAUGAUUUGUCAGCUGGGGAACGUGUCAGAGCCUUCUCUGCAGAAGCCUCUUAGGAAAGCUGACACACUAUAGUGCCAUUGCCAUCUCCAGGUAGGUAAUGGCUGAGAAACCAAGGCAAGGAGGGAACAGACAACUUUUCCAGCUGCUCAAACCACAUAGACAGGAUGGUCCCUGCCAUAGUGCUGCAUUGCUCCCAUUCCAUAAGCAUAUAUUUUUAUUGUAUCAGAUACUAUAUUACAAAUAAACUGUUAGCAGUGAAGAUAUAUUUUAAAAAUUAUGUAAGUGUAAGCUUUUUAUAAUACAGAAUAUAUAGAAUGUCUCAAUUCUGUAGCCCUAAUUUUAUAAAAAUUUCGUCUAUUGAAGCAUUCCUGAUUAGAGAAGUAGGUCUGAUCAGUCCUAAUGUAAUGAAUGAUAUGCUGAUUGCCCAAGAUGGUGCAUUUUCACCUUUUACUGUGCUCCUCCAUACACUUCAGUGUAGUCUUAAUUUUAUUUCUCUAAGCUGUCCCCUUGCCAUAAGAAGUGCUACUCGAGUGAAGUUGCAUGUCUGCAGGAAUGACAGUCUCUAGUCUGUCUUGUUUAUUGCCUUUCAUACAAGCACCAUUAAUUCCUUCCCAGCAGUGAUUCAAAGCACAGCAGCUCCCAUGAGGGGCUGUAUUCGCUUGAGGGAUGUCAUGCUGAGAGAGUAGCUUGUCCUCCAGUUGUUGGGUACUGUCCAUUUAGGUUUUAUGUAACAGACACUUGAUAAAGUCAUCAGUUGUAGCUGAAACAAUACACAGCUUACAGUGUUAUUUCUUGAUUCUUCUUGCAAUCACUUUAGCAAAUGACAGAAUUAAAUAUAAUUAAUUACCUGCUUUUCCCUCCCACCAAAACAACAUCUGUCUGUUAUCAGUCUAAGCAGUUAACUGCAAAGGAGGGAGAAGUGGUCAGGACAAUGGAAAAGACGAAUUUGCAUCGGGCUAGCACAGUGCCUUUCUCCUCUAACAGUCUUGCUCCCAAUGGGAUAAUGAGAUGGCACAUACAGACAGAAACGUUCAGAAUGUACCCUUUUCAAAAGAAAAUGUUAUUAGUUGCAUGAUGCCAUAGCCCCUGAAGCUAAAUUAAUUUCUGGAGUUACUGUGAUGAAUUUGGCCUCAGCUGGUUCCUGUCCCCACUGGCAGUAGUGCUGUGCAGGGCCUGCCUGUGCUGUCACCCUGUGUUGAGUGGAGCCCCAGUUUGACACCACACUCCCCACAGCUGGUGUCCCUGACAGUACCUGCUGAAGUGCAUUGCUGGGUACCAGUACUGACUCUGCAGUUCUGGCAUCUCCUUUGCUGCUGUGCCAGCUUUCCACUCCCAGGAAUGAUGAGGGUGCAUCAGGGAGAUGCUGACAGCCACACUGAGUCUGCCCUUGAGGCAUAAAGAACUUCAGUUUCGGUCUCAUAGGAGUCAGACACCUCCCAGGCACCCCUGAUGUUCAGCCCUGGGUUGAGCUCUGUGUUCCACCUGAAGCCCUAUGGUAGCUGAGACAGGAGGAUUUGCAAAGUGGUACCCACAGUUGUAUUUUCUUGUAGCUCAGAUUGCAGAUUCUGUCUGUGGCAGAAUUCUUGCCACUGCAAAACCAAUUAUUGCCCUAUGUCCCUGAUCCCACUGCUACAGCCAGAGGCUGGGAUGCACCAGUGUGCAGAUGUGCUCCAGCCAACAGGUCACAGAGAUCCAGUGACUGUGAGAGAGUCGUGCUCUGCAUGGAAAUGGCUUUGGUUGUUUUUUUUUUAUGUUUUCUCAUGAAUGUUACUCUGUAAACUUGCCAAGCCUCCCCUCGCUCAGAAAUGGGGCUUGUAAUAUUUAUGACAAAUAUGACUACAGCUUUCUAAAUAAAACCCAGUAUGCUAUUCCAAUCCCUACCCUCAUCAAUCCUCCUGCCAGUACAUGGAAGGCAGUUCCUGUGCUACUUCUCAGCUACAGUCAGACUAUGUCAGUGCCAUCAACUGUGCUCAUUUCCUACAAGUGGUGAAUGUUUAAAUAACGUCUGAAUCAGGACUCUGACUGUGUCAUUAGUUACAAACAUUAGUCUGCAUCUUUGUGCCAGCAUUUUUUUAAAGAAAGUCUUUCUAACAUGCAUUUUAUGCAACAUGUUGAAAAAUAGGAAUGUGAUUAAUGAUAAUGAAAAAAAAAAAAGAAAAAAAAAUGUACCGUGCCUGUUCUGUGGCUGUUUGGCUGUUUGUUUUCCUGUUCUUCUGAAUGCAUUGCAAUAUAGUGAGUAACCAUGAGCCAAGCUGUAAGCCCGAGGCACAGAUACCCUGAGGUUAGGGCACCAUGGGCAGGACUUUGGCAUUGCCUGACUGCAACAUGUGUUGAGAACAAACACCCAUGUGUCCGUUGGUGAUCUCUGGUGAGAUGAUAGCAGCAGUGUAUCAACCUUUUCUUCUUAUUCAUGGAAGUGCCAUGAAAGACCUAAGGAAAUGUGCAAAUAAUGUAAAUUGUGAUAACUAAAGCCAUGGUAAUGGAGCAGCCAUGUAAAGCUUCACUCUUACAAAUGCUAUUCUCCGAUGGUAAUUUGUAUUCAAUUUUGUUUAAUGGUUUAAAAAAUGUUGGUUUUAAUAAUAAAAAGAAAAUAUCUCUA
Chiroxiphia lanceolata (lance-tailed manakin) is the source of this 5255-nucleotide messenger RNA. RefSeq names its product potassium voltage-gated channel interacting protein 1 (gene KCNIP1). Gene Ontology annotation, biological process: regulation of potassium ion transmembrane transport. Gene Ontology annotation, molecular function: calcium ion binding; transmembrane transporter binding; potassium channel regulator activity. The coding region runs from base 740 to 1417 and encodes 225 amino acids. The record is from RefSeq and is a predicted model, not a curated record. The transcript has 8 exons. Gene Ontology annotation, cellular component: voltage-gated potassium channel complex. NCBI's taxonomy places the organism in Eukaryota, Metazoa, Chordata, Aves, Passeriformes, Pipridae.